Messenger RNA from Ricinus communis (castor bean), 478 nucleotides. RefSeq lists its product as uncharacterized. The transcript has 2 exons. Bases 47 to 478 code for a protein of 143 amino acids. Lineage: Eukaryota; Viridiplantae; Streptophyta; Magnoliopsida; Malpighiales; Euphorbiaceae. The record is from RefSeq and is a predicted model, not a curated record.
AGAAGACCAUGAGGUAGCUAUAAGUGUUGAGAGUUCAAUCAGAGCGAUGAAUGAGAUUGAAGAGAAAUCUUCUUGCAGAAAAUUAAGCACAGCAAAGGAUUACAGAGAAGAGAAAUUGUUUUGCAAAAAGUCAAGGAAGAAUCCAUUAGAGCAGUCAAUGGCUUGUAAUGCACAAUCACCAAGUAAGAAAGUAAGGAAGACACCACCUAAAGGUGUGGAUGCACUUUCAUGCCCUUCCAAAAAGUUGAAAAAAGCAAACUCUGUCAAACCCUUGUCUUGCCAAGCAUGUCAUGCAGAGUUGACGCCAAUCAAGACUAUAAACCAAGAAAUACAAACCAAUUGCUCAACCGAUCUCCGAACUAAUGUUGAUCCUAGUCCACAAGAUGCUUUACUGGAGAAUAAAGUGACAGGCUACAUGGAGAAAAGGGAAAGACAGAUGAGUUCUAAAGUUACAAGCCAGUGGGUUCCAGUGAGGUAG